AUGGAGCAUAAUUCAACGAAUUUCCCACGUAACGAUGCAUUGGGCGAUUGGAGUUCCGGCGUUAGUUCGUCCACUGACUUGGUGAUGCCCGGCGCGCAGUCAGCGCCAUUGAAACGGCAGUUGAUUCGGCGCAGAUAUGGAGGCCCACCAGCAAAGCGUGCAGCCCCUGCCAUCCGACUGGACGCUGGGUUCAAAUGGAAUUUGCAGGCCCUCGCGAAUGCAGCCGACACUGUGGAGUCUGGGGGCAAAUCGCCAGUGUCGGCGCUGAACGAACUGGGCGUUCGCGUCUCCUACACUGUUCUACAGCAGGGCGGACCAGCACACUGUCCCAGCUUCACCGUUGCCGUCACUGUGGCGGACAUGCGGUUCGAAGGCUGGGGCCACAGCAAGCGGGAGGCUCGUGCCGCGGCGGCGCGCGCUUGCCUGGCGGCGCUGCUGGCGCGCGCGGGCCGCCUGCUGCCGGCGCCUCCGACCCACCAGGACUUUACCAGCGACGAGCCGCCCAAGGGACAAGGUCAGUCCUCACAACCCUACAUAUGCGCUGAUGGCGCGCGUGGGCCGUCUGCUGUCGGCGCCUCCGACCCACCAGGACUUCACCAGCGACGAGCCGCCCAAGGGACAAGGUCAGUCCUCACAACCCUAUAUAUGCGAUGCUGGCGCGCGCGGGCCGCCUGCUGCCGGCGCCGCCAACCCACCAGGACUUCACCAGCGACGAGCCGCCCAAGGGAUAAGGUCAGUCCUCACAACCCUAUAUGUGUGCUGCUGGCGCGCGGGGCCGCCGGCUGCCGGCGCCUCCGACCCACCAGGACUUCACCACCGUCGAGCCGCCCAAGGAACAAGGUCAGUCCUCACAACCCUAUAUAUGCGCUGCCGGCGCGCGCGGGCCGCCUGCUGCCGGCGCCUCCGACCCACCAGAACUUCACCAGCGACGAGCCGCCCAAGGGACAAGUUCUGUGCUCACAACCCUACAUAUGCGCUGAUAGCGCAUGGGCCGUCUGCUGUCGGCGCCUCCGACCCACCAGGACUUCACCUGCGACGAGCCGCCCAAGGGACAAGGUCAAUCCUCACAACCCUAUAUAUGCGCCGAUGGCGCGCGCGGGCCGCCUGCUGCCGGCGCCGCCAACCCACCAGGACUUCAACAGCGACGAGCCGCCCAAGGGACAAGGUCAAUCCUCACAACCCUAUAUAUGCGCUGCUGGCGCGCGCGGGCCGUCUGCUGUCGCGUCGGAGUUCCAGUGUCUGGAAAUGAAGACAAAGCAGCAGAAUGCGUUGCCCAAGCCCGCGGUGGAACCUCCAGUUGCGAACGUAUCGGCGGGCGCGGCGCUCUUCGGUGCCCCAGUGCCGGUGCCAGCUCACAAGAGCCCCAUCAACACUCUCUACGAGAACUAUCCCGGGCUCACGUUCAUCUGCACCUACGGGGACGGCUCGCCCUUGGACUCCAUGCAGGCACCACUUCAGCUGAGUCACAGUAUGAGAUUUAAAGUGGUUUGUCAGAUCAAGGAUCAGAAGUUUGAAGGUUACGGGGCGAGCAAGAAGUUGGCAAAGCUGGCGGCGGCGCGCGCAGCGCUGGGCGAGCUACGCGCCGCACCGCCGCGCGCCCACAGCCUGCCCAGCUCGCCCUGCGCGCCGCCACUGUCGCAGCUGCUGGCUGACCACGUGGCCAGAUUAGUAAACGAUAAAUUUAACGAGCUGAUGCGCGGUGACCUGGUGCACUCCAAGCGGAAAGUGCUCGCCGGCAUUGUAAUUACCAUCAACCACAGCGUGGAAGGUGCUAGGGUGAUAGCUGUGACCACUGGCACCAAGUGCGUGUCUGGGGAGCAUAUGUCAGUGACGGGAAUGGCCGUGAACGACUGCCAUGCAGAGGUGGCAGCCCGUCGCUGUCUGCAAAGGCAUCUGUACGCUCAGCUUCUGAUGUAUGCGUCUUCAUCAGAUCCACGGAAGCCGAUACCGCAAUCAGACCUGGAGCCAUUGCCUGAGGGCGGGUACCAGCUAAAGCCGGACCGUCAGAUACAUCUGUACGUCAGCACGGCGCCUUGCGGAGACGGACGGAUCUUCAGUCCACACGAGCAUAACGAGUCUGAACCGGAUAAACACCCAAACCGGCUCGCUCGUGGCCAGUUGAGGACCAAGAUAGAGUCCGGGGAGGGCACAAUACCCGUGAAGAACUGCAACAACAUCAUCCAGACCUGGGACGGAGUUUUGCAGGGCGAGCGGCUGCUGACGAUGUCGUGCUCGGACAAGGCGGCGCGCUGGUGCGUGGUGGGGCUGCAGGGCGCGCUGCUCACGCGCCUGCUGCGCCCCGUCUACCUGCACGCGCUGGUGCUGGGCUCGCUGCUGCACCAGCACCACCUCUACAGAGCAAUAUGCGGCCGGAUUGAGAACUACAUCUCAUCUCUUCCUCCUCCGUUCCGGCUGCAAAGACCGAUGCUGGCGCGCGCUGCCAGCACAGAAGCGCGUACCCCGGCCAGGGCGCCAUCUUUCAGCGUUUGCUGGAGCUGCACCUCCCCGGUGCCGGAGAUAGUGAACGCGACCACGGGCAAGCUGGAGAAUGGUCAGCCGUCGCUGCUGUGCAAGCAGAGCAUGUUCGCGAGGUGGCAAUACUUGGUCACCAGACUCCCACUAUUACCUCAGGAAACGGAAACAUGUGUAGAUAACAAAUCGGAGCCGCUAGACUUGGAGAAUCUGCCAUACAACGAGGCCAAACAACUCUGCACCACUUAUCAGGUAGCUAAAGAAUGUCUGGUGGAGGCGUUCGAAAAAGCCAACCUUGGAAGGUGGGUGAAGAAACCAAUCGAGCAGGAUAAUUUCGUCUGCGAUAUACACAACCCAGAUCCGAACGCUCUGUUCGCCUAG
Molecule: messenger RNA, 2853 nt
Organism: Parnassius apollo (apollo)
Lineage: Eukaryota; Metazoa; Arthropoda; Insecta; Lepidoptera; Papilionidae
Source: the annotation of a GenBank genome assembly